Messenger RNA from Panicum hallii, 2402 nucleotides. RefSeq names its product protein EXECUTER 2, chloroplastic. Lineage: Eukaryota; Viridiplantae; Streptophyta; Magnoliopsida; Poales; Poaceae. Gene Ontology annotation, cellular component: thylakoid membrane. The record is from RefSeq and is a predicted model, not a curated record. The coding region runs from base 81 to 1967 and encodes 628 amino acids. Gene Ontology annotation, biological process: singlet oxygen-mediated programmed cell death; response to singlet oxygen. The transcript is spliced from 11 exons.
AAUCAACUCAGGCCCGACCUCCUUAUCUGAAUCGCGUGCCAGCCAGCUCUCUGCCCGCUGUGCCCCACCCACCCAUCGCCAUGUCCCCCGCGGCCACCGCGUGCGCCACGCCGGCGGCGGCGCGCCCGCCCCUCAACACCGUCCCGGCCCGCCGCUCGCCGCCCUCCGCCGCGCGUCCGCCGUCCGCCGCCCCCGCCCCCGCCCGCCGCGCCGCCGGCUGCUGCUUCUGCACCGCGGCCUCGGCGUCGUCGCCCUCCACCUGGGACUGGACCCGAUGGAGCCGCCACUUCGACGAGGUCGAGCAGGCGGAGAGCUACGCGUCCCUCCUACAGUUCCAGCUGGAGGAGGCGGUGGAGAACGAGGACUUCGCCGAGGCCGCCAAGCUCAAGCGGACCAUCCUCGAGGCCACCGGCAGCGACACCGUUGCCCACGUUAUGGCCGAGCUCAAGAAUGCUAUAGAGGAACAGCGGUAUCAGGAUGCAUCAAGGUUGUCAAGGCUUGCUGGAACCAGCUUGGUAGGUUGGUGGGUGGGAUAUGCUAAGGACACUGAUGACUCCAUUGGGAGAAUUGUGCGAAUAAGCCCUGGUGUUGGGAGAUAUGUGGCUAAGAGCUACAGCCCAAGGCAAUUGGUGACUGCAUCUUCAGGGACUCCAUUAUUUGAAAUUUUUCUUGUCAGAGAAAAUGAUGAGACAUAUACUAUGAAGGUGGUACACUUGCGACCAACAAAAGGAACUUCAAGUGCAUCAUCCAUAUCAGCGAUAGCUACAGAAGGUCCAGCUAAGGUGGAGAAUGAAAGUUCAUCAGAAAGUAGUGCUAUGUCUGAUAGCGUUACAGAGGAAGCAAGUACAGAUACUACGGUAAAAGGAAGUGAGGAUGUUGAGGAGAAAGAACAAGAUGUUGGUAGCAACAAGGAUAGUAGUGUUGAAGGAUUAAAAAGUGUUUUGAAUUUUUUCAAGUCUCGGAUUCCUGAAUUCAAAGUUCAAGUAAUAAAUAUAGAUGUGUCUGAGGAAACUGAAUUGGCUGCAAAUUCAUCGGAAGAAUUAGUGCAAGAUGAUGUGAAGAGCACAUCAGAAAACUCUUUGGAAGAGACUACCGCUGAGGAACUCGAGCAGGAGGAAGAUGUUUCAGAAGAAGAUAUGGAUGAAGAAAGUAAAAGUACGGAGGUGAAGCUUUUCAUCAGUGGAGUGGUUCACAACAAAGAAGAUGCUGGAGCAAAAUCAUAUGUUCGAGUUCCAGCUGAAAUAAAUAACAUGGAAAAGGACUCCUUUGAGCUUUACAUACCUGGAAAAGGUUCUGACCGAGAUCUGGCUGAAACAAAGGCUGCAAAACAGAAAGUUGCCGAUAUGGCAGCCAAAUUAGCAUCAGAGCUUAUGCCAUCUGAUGUCGCAAAGGCAUUAUGGGGCACAACCAAGAGCUCUUCAAAGAUAAAUAAAGAAGUUCAGGAGCUUUUAAGGCUUACAUUAAGCAAGGCCCGAGUCAAGCUGACCGAGAAUACCAUUUUUAAUCGGAUCAUUACGGACACUAACAGCACAGAUCCAUUUAGUGGUCUCUAUGUGGGAGCAUUUAGUCCAUAUGGGCCAGAAAUUGUGCAGCUCCGUCGGAAGUUCGGCCACUGGAACAGUACCGAUGAUGUUGAGUUUUUCGAGUACGUUGAAGCAGUAAAGUUGACUGGUGAUCUGAGUGUCCCUGCUGGCCAGAUAACAUUCCGUGCUAAGAUUGGGAAGGGAAAGCGUCUUGAGAAUCGUGGCGCAUACCCAGAGGAAUUUGGUGUGAUUGCCAGUUAUAAAGGUCAGGGUAGAAUAGCACAACCUGGAUUCAAAAAUCCUCGAUGGGUGGAUGGUGAGCUAUUGGUGCUCAAUGGCAAGAGUACAAUCCCACACCUUGGAGGUGCCGAGCUUGGUUUCCUGUACAGCGUACCCGAGCAGAGUUUUCUGGUUCUCUUCGACCGGCUUAAUCUUCCUGAGUAACGAGACUGCCGAAAUGUGCUGAUUCUCACAUGCAAAUUGCAUCAACAGUUGAACACAGAGGGCACCCUUAGUUUCAAGCGAUUGAACAGGUCACCUGCGGCUUUUUCCUGUCAGCCUCCGAGCUUCCCUGACAUGCCUGCUUCCUCUUCUCCGCUCCUACUUGGCAGGAGCUGAUCUGCCUGGCUCCAUUCAGAGAGUGAGGAAAGCUGGCCUCGUUGGUCGGAACUAACGGAAGAGUCUUGAUAUGAUAGAAUACCAUGUUAUGCUCCCAAAUGACGCAGUAUAGAUGUGUAUUUUUGUAAGAGCACUGUAAGAGCGUGACAGUUUUGUGAGUUGUUCUUUUUUCCUCCGUUGCUUUCAUUGAGCUAGGGAAGGAAACCAAAAUAAACAAACCCAUUCUGCUAAUAAGAUAAUAAAACGGCCUAUGUUAUGAUA